Messenger RNA from Nezara viridula (southern green stink bug), 438 nucleotides. Lineage: Eukaryota; Metazoa; Arthropoda; Insecta; Hemiptera; Pentatomidae. The record is from the annotation of a GenBank genome assembly.
AACGAAUUGAAGAUGAUUUAAGUUCAAAUACAGCACUUCUCAAGUCCUAGUAGAACUAGCGUCUUGAUGAUCCUGGUGUAUCCAGCCUUCCAGUGAACUAUAGGCAACGCCAUGUAUACACAGCAGCGUUCCGGGACAUGGAAUCCAACCACCAAGAAUAAUGUUCUCCAAUAAUUGAUGGCCAACUUACAUAAAUUGUUUUCCACUUCAGUCGCCACGCUGUAUCAAAGUCUACUUAAAACACCACACUUAGCCACCAAAUCCUCAUUCAGUCAGCAAUCUAUAGGUCCAGCAGUCCCAAAUAAACAGGAUUCCAACCAACGCUUCUAGAGCAAAAUGUUUAAGCAGGCAAAGCUCUAACAUGCUCAACCAUCAUGGCCUUAACCUUUCAGGGGUCUCACCUUCUUCUCCCAUCUUUUUAAAAAGAUUAUAUCUCUG